Acanthamoeba castellanii str. Neff is the source of this 318-nucleotide messenger RNA. RefSeq lists its product as uncharacterized. The transcript is spliced from 2 exons. The coding region runs from base 1 to 318 and encodes 105 amino acids. The record is from RefSeq and is a predicted model, not a curated record. NCBI's taxonomy places the organism in Eukaryota, Discosea, Longamoebia, Acanthamoebidae.
AUGGGCGUUCUGACGAUGGAGCGUCUGCUUGUUCAAGAGCUGCCUCCCUCUCAGUGCAUCCUCAAAGAUGGGAUGCCUGAGUACUGCAUCAUCAACAGCAAUCAUCACAUUCAGACUGCACAGCAGCUUUUCCCUGGGAAGUCUUUCAAGUGGUGUUGUGACAUUGUCAAUAACAAGGUCUCAGAAGAUGACAUUCACAUCCUCACAUGGGGCUGGAACCACAUGCAUGACAAGGCUGCAGUUCACAAGGAUGAGUGGGAGGACUUCUUCCAGUACUGUGACACCCUAUGCACCAACAAGUUCUGGACCACUACUUGA